Molecule: messenger RNA, 1908 nt
Organism: Colletotrichum abscissum
Lineage: Eukaryota; Fungi; Ascomycota; Sordariomycetes; Glomerellales; Glomerellaceae
Exons: 1
Coding region: 1-1908 (635 amino acids)
Source: RefSeq, a predicted model, not a curated record
AUGCCAUCAUUCGCGCAAAAGCAUCAGUUCAUUCUGCCGCAACCUGCGCAAACGGCAUCACUGGCGGGCCCGUCGUGCCCUCAAAAGAGGCGUCUGUCAAGCGUUGACGACUCACCUUCACCAGAUGCACUCAUCGCCACUGAGCAGCCCUUGAAGCGGGCCAAGCUGGAGAGCACCAACCUCGCCGUCUCUGACAUCCCUUCCAGUGUCGUCUCUGACGUACCAGCAUCCGCGUCUUUGCCUGUGCCUGUGCCUGCCGCUGUUCCAGCAGUGACUAACGACAUGGAGGACGCGCGCGACGCUAUCCAGUACCAAUUUGGUCUUGAGAUCUUGCUCAAGCACAAUGAGCUGAGGCUAAUCAACCAAGAACUGGCAAAAUGUCAGGUUGCUCUCGAGCAACUCCGUCGCUGCCAUCUCAUUCCGUAUCCUACUGCCUGUCCCACUCCUGCGCAGAUGUUGGAUAUCAGCAACGGAAAGGGUCCAGCUCUGCAAAACCGUCCGGGAGAGCCUGUCCCCCAAUGGGCUGCGCCUUUUGGAGUUGUCGAUGGACCUUACGCUCGACACUACGCCAAGUGGCUCAUCCCCGAUAUCAAGUUUGAUGGCAUGCAACCUGAGUGGUACCCAGUGCUUGAGACUGCCCGUAGCAGAAGCUCAGUUGAGGGACGAACGACAAGGAACAGCAUGUCUGAUCUCGCCAGCGCAAACAAGAACCGCUCGACUCGGGGUAUUGGCAGCCAGAAGCUGCAGUCUCUCUCCAGCGGCUACCCUCAGCCAAAGGAGAAGGCCGGACCUUGUGUUCUCAAGCGCUCCGACGGCCAGACUGUGAAGCUCGUCUGCUUGGAUUGCAAUCGGGAGAACUUCAGCAGCACUCAGGGCUUCAUCAACCACUGCCGCAUCGCCCAUAGGCGAGACUUCAAGAGCCACGAAGAGGCGGCUGUUCAUUGCGGUCACCCCAUCGAGGUUAACGAAGGCGGCAGUCUUGUUGGAGAGGAAAAGGCUCCGCCUCCCCCAUCAACCGCCAUCGCGUCUGGUCUCGUCCAUCCUUUUGCCCAGACCGACAUGUCCACCCAACAGGCGUACGUUGCUUUGCGUUCUAGGAUCGCAGAUUCCCUCAAGUUGUAUCGUGAUGGCAAGCUGCCUGGCGUUACAAGCAUCCCUCAAAGUACUUCAAAGGCAGAGCCUGCGAGGUCCGCUGCGCCAAAGGCUGGAAACUUCGUCGCCUCGGCUGACACCCCCUUCCUUUCGCGACUCAUGCAGAGCAGAAACUUCACCGGCAACCUCAGUGACAUUGUCAGUGACGCCAAGGAGAAGAUGUCGCUUGAAGACCUCACAUCGCCAGGUGAGGAAUCGGAAGAUAUCGAGACUGGUCUCGGCAGCCCGAAGAGCAAUGCUGGAUCAGCUGCUCGUAUGCCUGCCAUGCGCAUGCCUGCGAGAGCACCAAUGUCACCCGUCACUCUGACUUCGUCGACAAGACCAACAAGCAGCAAGGGAAGGUCGCCUUCUACAGGCUUUGCUUCGCCUCCCAUGAGCAGUCCCGAGAAGGACGACGGACCCACCAGGGUAGUAAUACACUCUGGUGAGGAUGUUGACAUGGAGGACGUUGACCUCAGCCCCAGCACAAUGGUCAGCAACAACGCACCUUCGCUUGUCAGCGACGAUGGCGAAUAUGAUGACUCCGAUGACGGGUCGUCCGAAUCAGGUGUCAGCGACCGCAUGGAUGCCGAGUCGGUGUCUGACGUUGCUGAGAUCACACUUGAUGAGGAUCACGAUGGACGCCCUCUUGGUCAUCACAGGGAGUCUAGCGGAGUCGGUUCCGGUACUGCGAUGCGUCUCAAGAAGGAUGAGAACAAGCAUGUCACUUUCGUUAGCCCUGUCCACGACAGCGCGAAGCGAGCCCGAAAAGUUUAG